This is a messenger RNA of Astyanax mexicanus (Mexican tetra), 829 nucleotides long. It is a transcript of the gene mrps28, whose product is annotated as mitochondrial ribosomal protein S28. Gene Ontology annotation, cellular component: mitochondrial small ribosomal subunit. The transcript has a single exon. NCBI's taxonomy places the organism in Eukaryota, Metazoa, Chordata, Actinopteri, Characiformes, Acestrorhamphidae. The record is from RefSeq and is a predicted model, not a curated record. The coding region runs from base 130 to 711 and encodes 193 amino acids.
UUGACAGCCCUACUAUUAAUAGAUCUUCUCUUCAGUCCUGAGGGUGGCAGUAGCGGUAGCAGUACAGCAGUGCACUGUCUGAGGAGAGCCUGAAAGAAACAGCUCCAGCUCCGGCGUGUUUAUCUCAGCAUGGCGUGUGUGAACAACAAGGUCGUGCGGAGUGUGGGAUUAUUAAAAACGCUCAGUAACUUCACCAGGCCCCGGGCUUUGACUGUCGGGAGGCUCUACAGCUCCGAAACCGGAUCCAGCACUGAGGAACAACCAGAGGACAAGCCGAAGGGAGGCUUCGCUGCGGCUUACGAGCUCCACUCUGACCUGAAGGUCCAGCAGGAGGAGGAGGGCGGAGGCGGCGGCGAGGGGCAGCCGGACUUUUUACGCUCCUCCCGGCAGGACGCUUCCUUCGCCUCGCUGCUCCGCCGCUCGCCGCUGAUGCAGAUGGGUCCGGCCAAGGACAAGCGUGUGAUCGGCCGGAUCUUCCACGUGGUGCAGGACGACCUGUACAUCGACUUCGGGGGGAAGUUUCACUGCGUGUGUAAGCGGCCCAAGGUGGAGGCGGAGCGGUACCACAAGGGCACCUGGGUGCGGCUGAGGCUGGAGGACCUGGAGCUCACCUCCCGCUUUCUGGGCGCUAAUACCGACACCACGCUGCUGGAGGCGGACGCUGAGCUGCUGGGACUGCUGGAGGGCCGGAAGGGCAAGACGAAGGAGUAGCGCCGCCGGGGCCCAAGCGCUGUGGACAUAUUUAUAAUACUGUGCAGUGGAACUGAGAUAUGGAUUUGUGUUUGUGUAUUUUCUAAGAUAUUAAAGCUGCUCAGUAUAAUUAAUCAAA